This is a messenger RNA of Aedes albopictus (Asian tiger mosquito), 1734 nucleotides long. RefSeq names its product microspherule protein 1 (gene Rcd5). Gene Ontology annotation, molecular function: G-quadruplex RNA binding; protein binding. The record is from RefSeq and is a predicted model, not a curated record. The transcript is spliced from 3 exons. Gene Ontology annotation, biological process: positive regulation of transcription by RNA polymerase II. The coding region runs from base 124 to 1644 and encodes 506 amino acids. Gene Ontology annotation, cellular component: Ino80 complex; NSL complex; MLL1 complex. NCBI's taxonomy places the organism in Eukaryota, Metazoa, Arthropoda, Insecta, Diptera, Culicidae.
AUCAUCGCCAAAUGUCAGAAGCGGAAAAAAAUAUUGCAUUCGGAUGGCGUCAUUUUUGUACGCUUGCCGAAACAGCGCAAUAUUUUUGAAAGCAAAUUUUAUGUGUUUUCGAUCAAAGUAAUCAUGGAUUUUAACAGCAGUUUCAAAAGUGAACACAACUUGGAUUAUUCUGGAAGUUCUGGCUUGGAUCUCGGCAGUGAUCAGAAACGACGCAGCUCAUCACGAUCGAUCAAACGUAAGCGUUUCGACGACGAAAUAGUGGAAUACAGCUUGGGAUUGCAGCAAGCGCAGCUUAAAAACAUUGGCCGUACACGUACCCUGUCACAGACGCUUCCGUUGUUUGGUGGAAGUCCGGGAAUUCCAGGAGUUUCUGUUACGCCGCAACCAAUUCCGCCGGUUUCCGUAUCACCUUCGAUCGUCGUAGAGCAACCGCUUUCAGUUCCCGUAGUUCAGACGCCGUUGGCAGCAGUAGUCGCUCCACCCGUAAUGCCGCUUCCUCCGCCAGUCGUGCCAAAUCCGGCCACCAGUUUGCUCCAGCAGCUUAAUUCCAACGCUUCGGUCAACGAGAAGAAGAAAAGCCUGAAGAACAGCAAAAAGAACAAGAAGAAGGGCGGCGGACAGACGCUGGCGACCAAAGAUUUGGGAAGAUGGAAACCGAUCGAUGAUCUGGCGCUGAUAACCGGAAUCCUGCAAACCAAUGACCUACGAAUGGUACAUCGGGGGACCAAAUUCUCCUGCAAGUUCACCAUCCACGAGAUGCAAGCCCGUUGGUAUUCGCUGUUGUAUGAAGAACCGAUCUCGAGGAUUGCGGUUACGGCGAUGCGAAAUCUUCACCCGGAAGUGGUGGAAAGUGUCCAAAGCAGGGCACUAUUUUCCGUGGCGGAGGAGGAACUCCUUGGGACGAUCAAGUCCAACUCCAGUCCAUCGCAGGAGACGUUUCAGGAGCUAUUGGACAAGAACUCGACCGUGUUCUACCAGGCCCGCACGGCCAAGUCGCUGUUUGCCCACUGGCAGGUGAUGAAGCAGUUUUCGCUCCUUCCGGAUCAGUCCGUUCAAUCGCUGCCCAAGAGUGACAACAUUCUGUCCUUUUCGGACGCUGAAGACCUUAUAAACGAUUCCGAAUUGAUGGACCAGAAGGACGAUACGCUGGAAAUCGAGCUAGGACUGGCCGAUCGAAAGAUUAAAAAGGAAAUCCGCAACCUGGAGAAUGAGCUCUCCCGGUGGAACGUGCUGGUGGAUUCCCUGACGGGCAUCGGAUUCUCGCCGGAUUUUGACAAUCAAACGUUGGCCGUUUUGCGCGGAAGACUGGUUCGGUUUCUGAUGAGAUCCCGGGAGAUUAUUUUUGGCCGAUCCACCAAGGAUACUGUUGUGGAUGUUGAUGUUUCUCUGGAAGGGCCAGCUUACAAAGUUUCCCGCAAGCAAGGCACGAUCAAGCUGAGGAGCAAUGGCGAUUUCUUCAUCACCAACGAAGGGAAGCGCCCGUUGUACAUCGAUGGAACGCCGCUGAUGUAUGGUAACAAGACUCGAUUGAAUAACAAUUGCGUUAUUGAGAUAUCUAACCUGCGAUUUAUCUUCCUCAUCAACUACGAUCUGAUUAACGCUAUUCGUCACGAAAGCGCCAAGAUGAACAUCCCAUUGAAUUAGACAUUGAUGCUUAUCUUAGCACUAUGAUUGUAUACUGGAUCACCAUUCAUGUUUAUUCCACGAAUAAAUUACUUUAGGACUAACCAACAA